AUGCCACUGUUGUCAGAAUCAAACAAUACUGAUGAUAAAAGCUUUUCUACUUCAGUGCAGUCUACAGAUCAACUUUGGGAACCAGAACUACCGCCUUAUCCAAUUGACACCCACCACAUUCAACAAGAACACCUUUGCACCUGGCCAAUCUCUAACAGUGUUGAAAUGAACACCCUUGAUAAACCUUACGAUAGCAAAGCACCUGUAUCAGAACUGUAUGAUGACUUGAUUACAGAGGAGGAAGUUAUUGCAGACUCAACUUCGUAUCACCCUUCAUCUCAUCUCCAAACAUUGGAGGAUUUGCCUCAAGGCAGGCACUUGGGGCUAUACUCGACGAUAAUUUUGUUCAUCAGUAGGAUCCUAGGAAGUGGGAUUUUUAGUAUCACAUCGGGUAUAUACAUUGAUUGUGGACAAAGUCCAUUCCUAUUCUUUCUCGCAUGGAUCAUUGCAGCAAUCGCCUCAUUUGGUGGCCUCUAUGUGUUUCUCGAGAUGGGGUCGUUGGUACCUCGAAGUGGUGGAGCUAAAGUUUUCCUAGAGUUCAUAUACACCACGCCCACGUUGUUGGCGACUGUUGCAUUCUCCAUAUACCUGGUCAUGUUUGGAUUUACCAUUAGUAAUGUGUUGGUGUUUGGUGAGUACUUUAUUCAUGCGUUGGGGAUUACCAUUACCCCAUGGAGGAUCAGAAUCUCUGGAUUGUUGUUUCUAUAUGGUGCCGCUUUGAUACAUGGAGUCAGUGUCAAUCAUGGCGUCAAAGUUCAGAAUGUCAUCGGCGCAUUAAAGUUGGUUCUUGUUGUAAUUAUGGUUGUGAUGGGAUUAUAUGUUACCAUUCUUCUGCCUAACGUGACUAAAUUGCAGAGCCAUUUAGCAUGGGAUGAUUUCUGGCAAGUAAAAGCCAAGACCAAUUUAUCAUCCUUCUCCAGUGCUGUUAUUAAAGCGAGUUUUGCAUUCAGUGGUUGGAAUUCGGUACAUACUGUCUCUAAUGAAAUUCAAGAUCCCAUCAGGACGUUUAAAAUUGCGGGUCCAGUCUCGCUUGCAAUAAUGGCAGUUACCUAUGGUAUCAUCAACUUGGCGUACUUGAUAGUCAUACCUGGUCAAGAGAUUGUCAAUUCAUCAACACUUGUUGGGUCCAUUCUAUUUGAAAGGAUUUUGGGAAAGAGUCUCGGACGGCAUUUCCUCACUUUUGCUAUUGCUAUAUGUGCUGGAGGAAACAUUUUUGUCGUCAUCUACACGAUAUCCCGUGUUGAUCAAGAGGUAUUCCGUGAAGGUUACUUGCCAUUUUCAAAAUUCAUGUCGUCCAAUUGGCCAUUCGGGGCACCACUUCGAAUUCUCAUCUUAAGCUGUGCCAUCACAACGGUUAUCAUUUUGGGUUUUCAUGAAGGUGAUGUUUACAGUUACAUGGUGUCAUUAGAAGGAUACCCACAACAAAUUGCCAUUGCGUUGAUCGCAGUUGGUAUAUUCAUCAUUCGUAAGCGUUACCCAGAUCUACAUGCUCCGAUCAGAGCAGGCUAUUUUGGUACAAUAGCGGUUUUAUUAAUCAGUAUUUACUUGAUUGUUGGCCCAUUCAUUUCAUCUACUUCACCAAAUCCUAAGGGGUUGGAGAGUUGGCCAAACUAUGGACUUGUAGGACUGAUAUGUGUCUUUUUAUGUGUAUUGUAUUGGGCAUUUAUGUUCAGGUUACUUCCGUGGUGGGGAAACUACGAAUUGGUAGUUGAAGAGACAACUUUGAGCGAUGGGCUAACGAUCAAAUCGUGGAUAAAGGUUCCGUGCCCCUCCGAUUCUCAUCAUGGCCCUUUACUCGGCGAAUCCGUCGGAUAG
Lodderomyces parapsilosis is the source of this 1815-nucleotide messenger RNA. RefSeq lists its product as uncharacterized. The transcript has a single exon. Bases 1 to 1815 code for a protein of 604 amino acids. The record is from RefSeq and is a predicted model, not a curated record. Gene Ontology annotation, biological process: amino acid transmembrane transport. NCBI's taxonomy places the organism in Eukaryota, Fungi, Ascomycota, Pichiomycetes, Serinales, Debaryomycetaceae. Gene Ontology annotation, molecular function: L-amino acid transmembrane transporter activity. Gene Ontology annotation, cellular component: membrane.